GUUCAGAGACUGCGGACAUGAUACAGGAGACGUUCAGAGACUGCGGACAUACUACAGGAGAUGGUCAGAGACUGCAGACAUGAUACAGGAGACGGUCAGAGACUGCGGACAUGAUACAGGAGACGUUCAGAGACUGCGGACAUACUACAGGAGAUGGUCAGAGACUGCAGACAUGAUACAGGAGACGGUCAGAGACUGCGGACAUGAUACAGGAGAUGUUCAGAGACUGCGGACAUGAUACAGGAGAAGCUCAGAGACUGUGGACAUACUACAGGAGAUGGUCAGAGACUGCAGACAUGAUACAGGAGAUGGUCAGAGACUGCAGACAUGAUACAG
Staurois parvus is the source of this 336-nucleotide messenger RNA. The record is from the annotation of a GenBank genome assembly. Lineage: Eukaryota; Metazoa; Chordata; Amphibia; Anura; Ranidae.